This is a messenger RNA of Pleuronectes platessa (European plaice), 3849 nucleotides long. It is a transcript of the gene slc35a3b, whose product is annotated as solute carrier family 35 member A3b. The record is from RefSeq and is a predicted model, not a curated record. Gene Ontology annotation, molecular function: UDP-galactose transmembrane transporter activity. Gene Ontology annotation, biological process: pyrimidine nucleotide-sugar transmembrane transport. The coding region runs from base 2216 to 3235 and encodes 339 amino acids. Gene Ontology annotation, cellular component: Golgi membrane. The transcript is spliced from 8 exons. NCBI's taxonomy places the organism in Eukaryota, Metazoa, Chordata, Actinopteri, Pleuronectiformes, Pleuronectidae.
GGGACCAUCAGGACACCGUUCCACGUCCCCAGCUGCGGGUCCAUUCCUUGUUGUCUGCUUGUUGUUGUUGUUGUUGUUCGGUUUCCCUUUGGAUCUGAGAAAUCUUCUUUGUCUCUCUGGUGCUCUUCUCCUUUAUGACUCUGACUUAUCAGAAUAGGCUCUGGACUUUAGUCUUAUGAGCCAAAGAUGGACCAGCAAACAUAAGCCCCCCCCCCCAGUUGUGAAAAAGAGGCACAACUGCCUCUUUGUGUUUAUUUAUUUCCUGUACAUUCAGCCUUUAACAGAAAUUGCUAAAAAUAAUAAAUACGACCCUCCUAUCAUCGGCUUACGUUUGGAAUUAAAAAGUGAUCUUGGGCUCGAAAAGGUUGGUGACCACUGCUCUAGAUAGUCUUUGUGUUACUGUACCUGUCUUUCAAAGGAAAUAAGCCAACACAAAGCAUUGCUGCUUUAUACACACUUGGAUAAUUUAAUCUAUUUCAUCACAUCACUUUUUCUAAACUUCUCAAUUGUUUUAUAAUUAGAAUGUUGUUCUGAAAAGUCCUAAACACAGCUGAAAAAGGGCAAAAAAAAUGCAAUAGAGUGGAAGUAUCAGAAAGCGGAAAUACUUGAGUACAAAUACGUCCACAAAGUUCAGUGACUGAGUAUAAGUACAGUGUUUAGUUACUUCCCCCCCCUCAAUAUUAAAAAUAGUUAAAGUUGGUUCUUCACUGUCUGGAGCAUCUGCGUUAGAAGUGAAAGUCCCUGAUCAUAGACACUACAAUGUGCUGUUGGUGGCUCUUUUAUCUAUAACCUGACCUUGGGUACUGCUUGGAGAGAGAAGGGAGUAUCUGUGGAAUUAGACAGCCACUAUUCUCUUGUUCAGAUAAAAUGUAAUAUACACUAUAUACAGAACAUAUGGUGGCAUAUACAGUAAUGUGUGAGGAUGUUACAAAAUUCCUCAAUGUUUAUAUUUACAUUUACUGAGGCAGAGGGCACAUCAUGCAUUUUUGCAUCUUGCAAAUUUAACAUUUAAUUAACGCAGUAUUAAUUUACUGUCAGUGCAGUUCAACAGUUUGUGUGCAGUCCUUCUCAUUGUACAUAUUCUUACACUGUACGUAUUUCAGUUUUUUUAUUCCAUUUAUAUUUCUUUACAUGUUAAUUUCAUAUUACUUAUCAUUACUUUACCGGUGUCAUUGUUUGUUUGCCCCUUGCUGCUGUCACGUUGCAAAUUUCCUACUAAUUGUAGUUCGUUACUCAUUAUAUUGCACUGUCUGUCGAUACUGCAAGAAAUAGCACACUGUUUAUUGACAACAUGGCCUGGAUGUUGAUAAUUUGAGUCCUUUUUGUGUGUGAUAUGCAGAGAUCUUGCAAAUAGCUGUUGCCAUUAACAUUAGCUCUGGAAAAAAAAAGAAGAGGUAGAAUCUGUGAUAUUUCCUUGGAGUUCUGAAAUAUAAGGUAGUUUUGAAAAACCCCCCCGAUGUAGUUUGCUGUUGAUAAGCUGGAUUUUUUUCAUGUUGCUAAGCCACAAUGACAAAAUGUUACUUAGAUGCCAUCUUGCUUUGGUUCCAACCAAAUUUUGUGGGAUCAGGUUAUGGUCAGUGUCAUUGCUGACAAGCAUCAUGGCCAUGCACUGGCAAAGAAAGAAAAGAAGUUGCACUUUCUAAUAGAAUUGAUACAAAUUAUUCUUAUCGAAAUAAAAGAAAAGCCGUUAUUCAUUUUGCAGUGAAGAUAAAGGCCUAUCUCACGACAGCUGGAAACACCCGAAGGACAAUUCUCAUGGAUAAAGUCUGGUGUACAACAAGCAGCUUUCCUUACAGGCUGGUUUUGCAGGUUUUGAGUGAACUGAUAUCUAAGAUGAUGAAACCUCAUUCAAAAGAAGAACGUAUCAGACAAAGUAAAAUGUAUCCAUUGUGAACUUGACUUGAAGAACCGUCAGGGAGUGGAUUGAAACAGGAUUUUUGAAGGGAUACAAGAAAGAGACAACACAAUGGCAUCUUAGUAUGCUGGUGAGUUUGCCAAUUCCCCUCAGGAAUUUAGUGAGAGCUUCUACGAACUAUAAAGGCAACCAAAGAAACUUAACAUCAUUCAGCCUAAUGUUAAACCACCUGUGCCUGACAACCUACAAUGUGAAAUCAUUGAGCUGUAAACCAAGGAGGAGCACAAAGCCCAGCACAACGACCUCGUAGUAAAACUGAUCCAUUGUCGUCUGCAAACGUGAACAACAGAGUCGCCCGAAAUGGUCCUUUCCUCGCCACACUCCUUGAGGCUGAAGUAUGCGUCUCUGGGGGUCCUGGUGUUGCAGACCACGUCGCUGGUGCUCACCAUGCGCCACUCCCGCACCCUGAAGGAAGAUGGCCCCCGCUACCUGGCCUCCUCCGCUGUGGUGUUGGCCGAGGUGCUCAAGGUCCUCACCUGCACCCUGUUGGUCUUCAAGGAUUGCAGUUUCAAUGUGCAGUCUAUGAACCAGCUGCUGAAGGAGGAGAUUGUGAACAAGCCCAUGGAGACCAUGAAGUUGGCCAUUCCUGCAGGAAUCUACACGCUGCAGAACAAUCUGCUCUAUGUGGCCUUAUCCAACCUUGACGGAGCCACCUAUCAGGUGACGUACCAGUUGAAGAUCCUCACCACGGCACUAUUCUCUGUCUCCAUGCUGGGGAAGAGUUUGCGCCUCCACCAGUGGCUCUCGCUGCUCCUACUCACGGCUGGCAUUGCUCUAGUGCAGUUGCCCACAGAGUCUGGAGGUGACCCGGAGCAGACGAUCCCGACGGCAGGAUCCCAGUUUGUGGGACUGAUUGCCGUGCUGAUGGCCUGUGUGUCCAGUGGCUUUGCUGGAGUUUACUUUGAAAAAAUCCUCAAGGAGACCAAACAGAGCGUGUGGCUCCGUAACAUACAGCUGGGUUUGUUCAGCUUUUUGUUUGGCUCUAUAGGCAUGAUGAUGUACGACGGCCAGAGUGUGAUGCAGUCAGGAAUAUUUCAGGGCUACAACUCUAUAACCUGGACCGUAGUUGUCUUACAGGCUAUGGGCGGGCUGGUCGUAGCUGUGGUCAUUAAAUAUGCAGACAACAUCCUCAAAGGAUUCGCCACAUCUCUGUCCAUCAUCCUGUCCGCUCUCAUUUCAUAUUUCGUGUUGGCGGACUUCAAUCCCACUGGACUAUUUUUCAUUGGGACCAUGCUGGUUAUGGCCGCCACCAUUCUUUACAGCUACCAGUGCAAACCUUCCAGUGUUAUCAUGAUCAAGAUAGAGACCGGUGCCACCUGAAAGGAAAUCACCCCCAAGCGUAGAAAGGAGUGGAACUCUAUGACAUGUGACAUACAAGAGUAUUCCGAAAUGAAGGGUGCGGUAAAAACAUGGAGGUGAUCAAACCUGUUACUUCCCAACAACUACAACUGGAGACUGUUGCGACUAGAUGGGUCCCAUCACACCUCUUAGUCAAUGAUGUCGAUUACAUUUGCUUUGUAGAUGUAUUUCUCUGACGUCAGAAAACAUGUUAUUCAUGCAGUGUGAAGGGACCAGCAGGAACAAACUGAGGAAACCUUGGCCACAUGAAUGUUUGGAAAUGUUUGAGGGGACAUGUUUCAGUUUAUAUAAUGUGAGUAAAAUGAUCAUUUUGUAUUUACAAAAGGGAAAGGGUGUUGAUGAUGCAGUCAUGAAAAAGGGACAAAUCCUUGACAGAGCUUCCAUCUAGUGGUGGAGUGAAGAUCAAACUUGCUGCAAAGAGGAGGGGUUACCUCUGUUCAAAGAUGCUGAAUGUCUGUUUUUAGAUGAGAUGAGAUGGGAUAUGACUGCUUUGACCUUGCUGCUCACAGCCUGUGUAUUUAUAUCAAACGCACUCAAUAUUUAAAUGCAAAAUAAAAGUGUUUAUGCAAGAACAA